CGUUGAGACCAAUUCAUUAAUUUUCGAAAUAAUCAAUUUUUAUAUUUGCGUGCGAGAAUUGGCGACCCUUGGGUUUGUCUCAUUGGAGUGAUUUGUAGCUUCUCGAGCUUGCCGGAGGGAUUGGAGAAGAACAGCAACAUUUCUCGGAUAGAUUGCAUUUUGGGACAGCUUGCCCUUGGGACAUGGCUAGAUGAUUGAUCCCAAUAUUCAUGUGAACGUUACCAAGGAGAUUGACCACCAAAAAUGACCGACAGCGCCCGCCAUGACAAGCAAAAGAGCCCCGGGCCCUUGGACGAUAUCGAAACAAAUCCAAGCGGAUAUAAUUUAAAAGUCCCAUUGGCGGCACAGGCACAUGCAGCACAGGACGAAUCCUUGGGCGGUACGAAUGGUACCGAUACCGGGGUCAUGUCCAGUGUCGGCAAUAACACUAGCAAUGACAUCUAUGGAGAGCUCACCAACAACCCAACGACAGAUGCAUUUUCGGAAUUCAAUGAUGCGUCGGCGCUCAUAAAUGGCGACAUUAAUAGUGGCGAUAGUGGUUACGCGCCCUCGUCGGCAGGCAUCAAUGCUUGGUAUGAUCAAGCCAGUGAACAAGAGCCAACUCAGAGCCUGCCGGCUCUUAUCGAUGGCUAUCAUCACGACAUUGACGCUCGAGCUGGGUCCUCGGAUUUAGGCAAAGAGGAGUCAACGACCAGAAGUCAGACCGCUGACGGAACAGCGCAAAAAUCGUCUGCCACAUUUAAGCUACAGCCCGCUACAAAAGAGAACAAUCCAGCCACGUUAUUAGCAGCCCAAACACCUACAACUUCCUCUUCAAUUCCCUCACUGCCACCUUCUCAGCUCGUGUCACACAAUUCUCCAGCCCCGUUUCCUGUAGACCCCGAGGUGAAGGAUCAGGCACCUUCAUCUGCGCGGUCCAGCCUAGCGCCCCACUCCCUUUCAACUAAGCUAGACGUGCGUCCAAGGUCUUCAAUACCAUCAAAUAUCUUGCCGGAAGAUUACGCGCAGCAGUGCAUUCAUGCUGCUUAUUCCUCGCGACUCAAUCCAUUCGCGCUCCAUCCCGAUGAAUAUCAGAUGCUGCGAGAACACAUCAAUGGCCUUCAAGUCACAAGCUACCUCAAUAUUCGAAAUGGAAUUCUUCGACUAUGGGUUCGAAACCCCCUAGUGGCCGUUACAAAGGAGGAGGCAGCUGGCUGUGCCAAAGAUUACCGUUGGUAUAGCUUGGCAGAAGUUGCGUACGAGUGGCUUGUGCGCCGGGGUUAUAUUAAUUUUGGCUGCGUUGAAGUUCCGGCUAUACCCUCGACCAGUUCGAGUCCCAGCAGCAACGGCAUCGCAAAACCUAGACGUGAAACGAUAGUCGUAGUUGGCGCAGGUAUGGCUGGCCUUGGUUGCGCCCGGCAAUUAGAGGGCCUCUUUACACAGUUUGCAGACUACUGGACCUCACAUGGUAAACAACCACCAAAAGUGGUAGUCGUUGAAGGUCGAGGCCGCAUAGGAGGACGGGUGUAUUCACAUCCACUACGGACUCAGGAGAAUGAGCGCAUCUCGAAGAGGCUAAGAUGUACGGCUGAAAUGGGGGCACAAAUAAUUACGGGCUUUGAUCAUGGUAAUCCAUUGAGUAUAUUGGUCCGUGGACAACUUGCACUUCACUAUCAUCCCAUGCGGGAUAAUUCUGUUCUGCACGAUGUAGAUGGUUCUCCGGUCAACAAGGAGAGGGACAUUCUGGUCGAGAGACUUUUCAAUGAUAUCCUUGAUCGCGCAAGUGUUUACCGCCAUAAGCCAAAUAUCCCAAAGACGGCCGAGGGUGACCGAGAACUGAUCGAGAUGGGACGUGAUCCAACUGGUGAGGGUGGUAGAUCAUUGAGUAAAGUGGAAGAAGCUCUUGCCCAGAACAGCUCCAUCAAAUCAACAAUAGUACCAGCGGAGGAAGAAGACAAGCAAAAAGUACCUGCUGGUAUCGACAAAAUGACAGGCAAAGCGCAUGUUGCAUUCGGAUCUGCAUCCAAGGAUCCCGCUGCAGCCACUGCAAAAUCCUUGGGUUGGGCGCUGGGAGUGGGUGUUCCAGAAUCUCAGUCAAUCGACUUGGAUGCCGUUACUUCGGUUAAGCAUCCAACCCUGGGCGCGACGAUGGACGAGGCCGUCAAACAAUACCAGAAACUUUUGGGGCUCACGCCGCAAGACCUGCGACUUGUUAAUUGGCAUUUUGCAAAUUUGGAGUAUGCAAAUGCAGUCAAUGUCAGCCAGCUCAGUCUCGGCGGCUGGGAUCAGGACAUUGGCAAUGAAUUUGAGGGUGAGCAUGCAGAGAUUAUUGGAGGAUACACUCAAGUUCCACGAGGCAUAUGGAGGUCACCUAGCCCUCUUGACGUCCGAUUUAAGCAUGCUGUCAAAUCUAUACAUUAUCACACAGACUCCAAAGACGAUAGCAAAGGAACCACAAAAGUCGAGUGCGACAAUGGUGAAAUUAUCGAUGCCGACAAGGUUGUGGUCACGGCUCCCCUGGGCGUGUUUAAGAAGGGUAGCAUCAAAUUCGAACCUUCGCUCCCAGACUGGAAGCUCGGGGUCAUCGAGCGCAUGGGAUUUGGCGUUUUAAAUAAAAUUGUCCUUGUGUAUGACAAACCGUUCUGGGACGUUAGCAGAGACAUGUUCGGACUAUUGCGAGAACCCGAAUCUCGAGAUAGUCUCGAUCAAAAAGACUACGUCUCCCGCCGAGGACGCCUCUAUCUCUUCUGGAACUGCACGAAGAUCAGUGGUCAACCUACAUUGAUUGCCCUGAUGGCAGGCGACGCGGCGCACCAGGCCGAAGCCACCAAAGAUCAUGUUCUCCUGGACGAAGUAACGCUAGAGCUAUCCAAAAUCUUCAAACCCACGACCAUCCCUAAGCCGCGUGAGACCAUCAUAACGAGAUGGAGUCAGGACCCAUUCGCGCGAGGCAGCUAUUCGUAUGUGGCUGCAGAAACACGACCGGACGACUACGACGUCAUGGCACGGCCCAUUGGGAAUCUGCUUUUCGCGGGAGAAGCCACAUGCGGCACGCACCCUGCUACGGUGCACGGCGCCUAUCUUUCCGGACUACGAGCUGCUUCUGAAGUUCUCGAAUCAAUCCUUGGUCCUAUCCAGAUUCCAACCCCCUUGGUUCCGCCCAAACAAAAGGCGGAAUCGCUGUCCAGCGUUGCCGGACAGAAGCGACAAGCAGAAAAUUCUGCCUUGCGCCAGGCACAUGAGUUGAAGAUUGCCCGUCUCGAAGACUACGAAGCGGCGAUUCAAACCGAGAUUUUCACCAAGCUCGGGCCACGUCCACUGAAACCCGGAAAGCCCGGAGCUAAUCCAUUCUUGCUCUAUCAAAAAGAUCACUGGGCGCCGUGUAAAGCGCGCUGUGAUGAGGCGCGUCGGGUUGCAACGCGCAAUCCGCAGGCCAAAGCAGGCCGCGACGAGAUUCGUGCUGCAUUGGGCCAAAUGUGGAGAGAUGCGAGCGCCGAGGAGAAGCAGCCGUACCUAGAACAGACGGCGUGCAAUAAGCAGGCUAAUAGCGAAUAUGCGGCCGAUUUUAAGAGACGUGUGGAACAAUGGGACCAUGACGCAGAGCGUAUCCGCCAGGAAUAUCGCCAGCAACACCCGAGCCAGGCUGGAGAAGAAGAAAAUCGACUCUGGGAACAAGUUGGCACGGCCAGAUCGAGUGAGCGACGGGCCAAACGCAUCAGUGGAUAUGCAGAAGUGUCCGAUACCGAAAUGGACCUUGAUACGUAAACUGUUCCAUUGUGCAUUCAAAUUCUCCGUUGUAUUUCUUAUGUUGGCUGGUGGGGCCUCGGCGCUAUAUGGGACGGCUGGUGUUUUAGUCUCAUUUGAUUUUCUCUCUUUCCUUUCUUGUUCUCUCAUUUGAAGCAUGCCAUCAAACCGGUUGGUUCGAUUGACAAGUAUGCAACUUUUCUUUGGAUUUUCUCUUCAUUGUACAGUCUCGUACGGUGUAGUAUAGUCAGUGCCUGGUUUUAGGUGCGCAUGAUACCAGGUGG
This is a messenger RNA of Xylona heveae TC161, 4007 nucleotides long. RefSeq lists its product as hypothetical. The coding region runs from base 244 to 3744 and encodes 1166 amino acids. Gene Ontology annotation, molecular function: protein binding; oxidoreductase activity. The transcript is spliced from 3 exons. Lineage: Eukaryota; Fungi; Ascomycota; Xylonomycetes; Xylonales; Xylonaceae. The record is from RefSeq and is a predicted model, not a curated record.